Molecule: messenger RNA, 1584 nt
Organism: Dictyostelium discoideum AX4
Lineage: Eukaryota; Evosea; Eumycetozoa; Dictyosteliales; Dictyosteliaceae
Gene: shkA
Product: SH2 domain-containing protein
Exons: 7
Coding region: 1-1584 (527 amino acids)
Cellular component (GO): membrane
Molecular function (GO): ATP binding; protein serine/threonine kinase activity; protein kinase activity
Source: RefSeq, a predicted model, not a curated record
AUGGCAACUCAACAACAACAACAACAACAACAACAACAACAACAGCAAAUUAAGGCUAGAAAAGAUAUACAAAUUCAACAAGCACAAUCUGCUUCUGAUAUAUUAGGACCACCAGAAAUUUCAGAAACUGAAAUUACAACAGAAUCAAUACUUGGUGAUGGAAGUUUUGGUACUGUUUAUAAAGGUCGUUGUAGAUUAAAGGAUGUAGCAGUAAAGGUUAUGUUAAAACAAGUCGAUCAAAAGACUUUAACUGAUUUCAGAAAGGAAGUUGCAAUUAUGAGUAAAAUUUUUCAUCCAAAUAUUGUACUUUUUUUAGGUGCAUGUACAUCUACACCAGGUAAACUUAUGAUUUGUACAGAAUUAAUGAAAGGUAAUCUUGAAUCAUUAUUAUUAGACCCAAUGGUUAAACUCCCAUUGAUCACUCGUAUGAGAAUGGCAAAAGAUGCAGCUUUAGGUGUUUUAUGGUUACAUUCUUCAAAUCCAGUAUUCAUUCACAGAGAUUUAAAGACAAGCAAUCUUUUAGUUGAUGCUAAUCUUACAGUUAAAGUUUGUGAUUUUGGUUUAUCACAAAUUAAACAAAGAGGUGAAAAUUUAAAAGAUGGUCAAGAUGGUGCUAAAGGUACCCCAUUAUGGAUGGCACCAGAAGUUUUACAAGGUAGAUUAUUUAAUGAGAAAGCAGAUGUAUAUAGUUUUGGUUUAGUAUUAUGGCAAAUUUUUACAAGACAAGAGUUAUUCCCAGAGUUUGAUAACUUUUUUAAAUUUGUAGCAGCAAUUUGUGAGAAACAAUUAAGACCAUCAAUUCCAGAUGAUUGUCCAAAAUCAUUAAAGGAAUUGAUUCAAAAAUGUUGGGAUCCAAAUCCAGAGGUUAGACCAUCUUUCGAAGGUAUUGUAUCAGAGUUGGAAGAGAUUAUUAUCGAUUGUUGUAUACCAGAUGAAUAUGGUGCAAUCCUUUGGAAAAAUCAUUUCAAACAUGAAAAUGAAGCCAAUUGGAAAGAUUUCAUCAAUGUUUUCUCAAAUUUUGUUGGUCUCACCAAUGCCAAUACACCUUCAAUGUCUGAUCUUUUACAAUUCUCUCCAAAUUUAAAUGGUUCAACCAUUGAAUUAAACUUUAAAUGUUUGAAAUCAAUCAUUGUUUCCUCUCCAAAAGGUCCACAUGAAGAGGAAGUUGUUUUAAUGGAACAAUUUGGUAAAGUUUUAGCUUGGUUUGGUAAUUUAAAAGAAGAUGGUUCUCAAAUUUUAGAUAAAAUUAGACAAUUAAUGGAGUGCGCUUGGUUCCAUGGUGAUAUUUCAACAUCAGAAAGUGAAAAUAGGUUAAGACAAAAACCAGAAGGUACAUUUUUAGUGCGUUUCUCAACAAGUGAAUAUGGUGCUUACACAAUUUCUAAAGUUAGUAAGAAUGGUGGUAUUUCACAUCAAAGAAUUCACAGACCACAAGGUAAAUUCCAAGUCAACAAUAGUAAAUAUCUUAGCGUAAAAGAAUUAAUUACUGGUGAGGCACAAGCUUUAGGAAUUAAUACUCCAUGUUUAGGUUCAAGAUUUUUAUCUUUGAUUUACAAGGCUCAAUUAUCUGGUUACAUCAAUUAG